This is a messenger RNA of Asparagus officinalis (garden asparagus), 964 nucleotides long. RefSeq lists its product as uncharacterized. NCBI's taxonomy places the organism in Eukaryota, Viridiplantae, Streptophyta, Magnoliopsida, Asparagales, Asparagaceae. Bases 20 to 964 code for a protein of 314 amino acids. The record is from RefSeq and is a predicted model, not a curated record. The transcript has 3 exons.
UUUUCACUGCAGAUUUCCGAUGUCUCCUCGUCACCAUCGAUCUUCCGGGAGUUAUCCCCAUUCGCAGCACAGUGAGGAGGAGGUUCCCACGACGUCUUUCCCGGCAGACUUUUCCUUCAGGGUUGAAUUCCCCGCGGGUAGUCUUCCUGCUCAUGCCAAUGCCGGUUGUAGCCGGGAGGUUUUUUCCUCCACUUCCAUUGGGCAAGUCAUUAGCCCAUUCCCACAGUUUGACCAGGAUCGUUCUGACGAUUCCUGCCGUUUAGUACGGGAAGGAGGGCGCCAUUGCUUGCGCCAGCUUAUCACAGACGCCACUUUUACCGCUGAUUCUACUUCCACUCAGGCUUUACAGAAGCCGAGCUUCUUGUUCGGGGAUCAUGUCGAGGACCCCGCUAUACUGACUCUUGGAGAGGAGCACUGGCUGACUCUUGAUGGAGGAGCUCUUUUAUACAUUCCAUCAAUUCCCCGCCAAUAUUCUUUUACCCAUUUGAGGAGACAGGCCGUGAGGCGACAGAUGUCCUGGGAUCUUACUAAGGAUGCUGAGCGAGUCCCGUGUGGAUAUACCUCUCAUUCUAAGACCCCUGGUUCUGGCGGGUAUCACCAUAUUCGUGGUCUUUGCCCAGGGAUCACGGGCCUUGAUACUGCACCCCCAGGUGAGACGUCAGCAGCUGCCUCUACUGUGGGUAAUCGUCUGGCUCUUCUGGGGAGGCGAUUACCUCCACCAGAGCCCAGAUGCUAUGGCUGGGCUUCCUCACUAGCCAAAGGGUGGUGGGCGCGCAUGACUGAUUUCGUCUUGGCGCGCUGGGAGAGGGAUCUGAAGAGUAGUGGGUUAUAUGCACCCAUACGAGCUACUAUGUACGGAAUCCCAGUUAGCUGUCGCCAUUUCUUGGCUUUGCUGGAGACUUAUAUGCCCGAUAGCAACACCUUCCUGACCAGCGGUGAGCAGAUGGUUUGGGAGCAAAUUUAG